AAAAAAUGUGCCUCAGAGACUGCUGACCUCAGACCCUGCAGAAACCUGCUUUAUCAGAGCUGUGAUGGCCAGUCACCAAGCAGAAGUUGAGAGUUUGAAGCUAGAUAAUGAUUCAGUUAUAGAAGGAGUAAGUGACCAGGUGUUAAACUUCUGAACACAGAACAGUUUUCAAAACCAAGGGAACUCAGUUGUAGUGACACAGUGGUAUCAUGGAACUUGAAGAGGAAAUGUCCACGUGAGAAAUAUUGCUGAGGUGAAAGAACUCAAUGAAGCAUCACAUCAAGGCUUCAUUCAUACGUCUGGUGGAGAAAUUUACAAGCCAUCAUUAAUAUAUCUAACAAUUGCAGAUGUGUAGUUCAGGCACUGUAUGAUGCUUUUGUGAACCCUAUAUGCUUUUGAGGUAUAAAUUUUGAUAAAAUGAGGCCAGAUUUUUUCCAUCAUCUUUUAAACUGAAAUGAACAUCAGAACAUACAUCCAGAAAAUCAGGAGCUAGUGCGAGCUCUUCGUCAGCAGCUUCAGACUGAUCAGCAGGAUGCUUCUGCUGGUGAUCGGCAUCGCUUCUAUACAGAUAUGUCGUGUCCAGUCUGUUUGCAACAGGCUACAUUUCCUAUAGAAACAAACUGUGGACAUCUGUUCUGUGGUUCCUGCAUAAUUGCCUACUGGAGGUAUGGCUCGUGGCUGGGUGCCAUCCGCUGUCCGAUCUGCAGACAGACGGUAACACUAUUCUUACCACUCUUUGGUGAAGAUCAGCAGGGUGCAGCCCAAGUGUUUCAAGAUGUUAAUGAUUACAAUAGAAGAUUUUCAGGACAGCCCAGAUCGAUUAUGGAAAGAAUUAUGGAUCUCCCCACUUUAUUGCGACAUGCUUUCAGGGAGAUGUUUUCUGUAGGGGGCCUCUUCUGGAUGUUUCGCAUCAGGAUAUUCCUCUGCUUGAUUGGAGCCUUGCUGUACCUGGCUUCACCUCUGGAUUUUCUUCCUGAAGCUCUGUUUGGAAUUCUGGGGUUCUUGGAUGAUUUCUUUGUCAUUUUUCUGCUGCUGAUAUAUAUCUCUAUCAUGUACAGAGAAGUGGUAACACAGCGUCUAAAUAGAUGAAAUGGACAAAAGUGACCUAAAAGCAGAGUCAGUUGUGGAAUGUUUUAAAAAGAAAACUAUAACGUAAGUAUGAUAUAGCAAGGUGCCUGUGUAUGAGUAGUAACAAUUUCUUAGCUGGUUAUGUUAUACAAACUUAAAGGGUUAGUAUAUGGUGAUGCUUAACUGGAAUCUUUAAUUUGUGCAUUACAUAUGCUUCAUAAGGAUGAGGUUAGUUUUAUAAUGUUGUAAUAAACCACCUUCAUCUACUUCCACCUGAUGAACAACUGUGUGUAAUGAAAGCAGGAAACACUUUCUUUGGUGUGUUGUGGUUUGUGAAAAAGGAGUUGUAGCAAAGUGCUUCAAACAAUAAGCCCUUUGCAUAAUCUAGAUGUGUAAGAAAAUUCAGAAAUUCUUCACAGUACAGUUAUCAUGGUUAAAUUGUUUGAUGUCUCCCUGUUGUGGACUAGAGUUUUUUGAAAUAAAAAUUGCUUUUUUUGUCUCUGUGGAAGAAGAAACCCAAGGACCGCAUUACAAUUAUCAUGCUGCAGUUUGCUGUUGUCCACAUGCUUCAGAAAAAUAAGGAUAAUACCUUGGUAUUGCUUGAACUGCACUGUGUACAGUUGCAUGCAAUUUGUACAAUUUUAUUUUUAUAUUUGGGAAUAUAUACACAGUAUCUGCUCUACAGUGAGAAACCAGUAUUAUGCAUGUCACACUCGUUAGUGCUUUAUUUUUUAAAGUGAGAGCAUGGUUUUUCUCUUCAAACUUUUUAUUUGGUAAGUAUAUAUCUUAGAAGCAGAGGUUUUGUGCUGCUUUGGGUCAAUGCAAUAUGUCUGAAAUGCAACUUUGCAUUUCUGUAUAUGCAUUAAAACAUUCAGCCAAUUGGAAAGGAAACUCAAAUUCCAAACAAUGAUUGAAAAAAAGAAGUCAGAACUGGAUGUUUACGGUACAUGUGCAUGUACUUGUAUGUGCACAGUGUAGAUGAUUACCCAAAUGUACAUUCUGCAAUAUAUGUGUACUAAACAACAUAGAUAUUGGGAUGAUUUUCAGUUGGAGUUUUCUUGUUUGGUUGGUUGUUUGAUUUGGAUGCCAAUGGAAGAGGUUCUGAAUUACCUGAAGAAUAGUCUGUGAUAAAGGACCAUUAAAAAAUCCUGACAGUGUUUUCAAAAAUACCAGGGUAUUAAUUAUCCUUAAAGCUGAUUUUUUUUUCAUGUUGAAUUUGAGCAUAGGCUAUCAUAGCUAUACAAGUAAUUUCAAAAUGCUUUCAUUUUGAGCAACGAUUGCGACUAUAAAGGUCCAGGAUAUGACAGAUCAUUGUAUUUUUUAGCUAGAGGAAUGAUAAUUGCAAUUUAACUUCCUGAGUACUUGAAAGACAGUGAAUUAAUAGGUGAUUCUUUGUGUGUUUACAUAUAUAGGUGAGACUUAAAAUGAAAGGGACCUUUUCACAGCUUCUGUGUUUUCCCCUUGCAGGUGUCUUUCCACAGCUUCUAGCACUUAGGCAUGUGCAGGAAGAUGAUAGAGCUGAAACCUCAGGUGUCAGUCACUUAGGGUGCAGAUUGUCCUCCAGUGUCAGUGUUCUAAAUGGCAUUCAUUUAAAACUAAAUUCACCAAUUCUUCAUUUGAAAAUUUAGUUUUGGAAAUCCAAGGACAUUUUACAAAUGAACUGGAAAGCUAAACUUUUCUUUGUUGCUGUUUAUUAGAGAUGGGCAAGAAGAGAAAAGGGAAGUGUAGCAAGAUUCGGAGGAAAAGAGUGAGAGAGAAAAUUACAUUUUUGGAAGCAAAUCCUAGCUAACUUUUCUUGAGCAUUUUGGCUGAGCUUUUCACCUUGUGUUGGCAUUUCUAAUGUAUGGUGAUGUUUUAGUGGCUACCUCAGUUAAAACUCUUUAAGGUGUUAUUGAGUAAGGGUGAGAUAUUCAUAAUCUGUUAAGUGCAUUUACAAAGCAAGAUGAUAGUUUAGGAUAUUAUGUAAGACAGAAUUUCACAGUUUUGCUGUAAGUAUUGUUUUUGGUUUUGGGGUUUUCUUUCUCAAGAAAUCUAGCUGAAAACAAACCCCAAAAAUUCUUUCUUGAUUGAGUAAAUUUAACACCCUAUUUUCUUCUGGAGUUUAAGUUGUAGUCUGCUUAGAGAAGAGUGUGAACUGCUCUUGUAGAGAAUUGGAGUUUGUUCAUGGAAUUUGUUGAUAUAGUACUUCAUCCAUACUUUUACCCUAUGAUUAUAAUUUUCCCAUGACUCUCUAAAUCUAGACUAGAUACAGAUGCACAUGAAGCUGCUUACUGAUUGGUUUUCUUUGAAUUUCCCAAUUCCAUGCACUACUGUGAACUUCAUGUGGAAAUUCCCUAUCCCAUCUAAGGGGAUCCUGUAUAUCUGAAAUCAUACACAAGCCACAUCUGAGAGACUAUAUGAAGUUUCCCCAUGUUCUUUUUCUUCAGUACAUUUCUGAUAGCCAGAAGGGUUUCACUCAGAGGCUUCUGCUUACUUUUGAGUGUUGAGUAACAUUGUAAUCUUAAAUUCAGCACAUUAAAUGCUUGACAGAAUUAGAACUGUUCUUUUCAGCAAUAUGCGUGCUUGCCUGUGGAUAUUCUUUUUUGGUCCUGCAAGCCAAUGAUAAACAGUAUUAUGACUUAUUCAGGCCUUUUUGUGUAAUGCAAAGAUGCAUCUGUCCUGCAAUGUCUGGCCGCUGCUCCUUUCCACAAAUCUGAAAUAGCUAUAAGUUAGCUAUCUUGGGCACUUAGCUUGAGCUUAACUUAAGCUCUAGAACUCCCAAGAAGCUGGAGAUUAAAAUAUGAGCAUGUAAUAUUCCUGAGCUGUGUGCUGCCAAGUUGUUCUGGCAGUAAUGUGAAAAGUAAGGGUUAGGGCUGUACACUGGGCUUCAGAAUGUGAAGGAAAUAUGUGAUGCUGUGUGCAGAGUGACUGCAAACAUCGCUGUGGUUUUGUCUCCUGAGAUGGGGCAGGCAUGUCAGGAGUGGGGGAAAAUUUAAAAAAAGGAAAACUAUAGCAGGAAGAAUGUAUGGGGAUAAAACACAGUUCUUAAAAGAUCACAUGGGCACCAAAAGGUAUGUGAAAGAUUUGAUUGUUCUAGCAAUAUCAACAAAGAGGAAAACAAGAAUGAUACUUAAUAGCUCUUACAAAAUACCUUGUAGCAUCUUGAGGCCUAAUGACCAUCGCUGUAUAGAGCGAUCCAUUUCUGUGCUAUUCCUGUGCCACACCAUUGAUGUCUGUGAGGAUCAGGCACAACAGUGUGGUUUGGGGAUACAAUUUUGCCGUAAGUUUCAUAGAACUGUAGCAGUAUGUUACACUAGAUUUUUAAGACAAAAGAAUUUAAAACUACUUAUUGUUACUUUUAAUGAUAAUAAAUUGCUGUUAAAGAGA
Molecule: messenger RNA, 4434 nt
Organism: Passer domesticus (house sparrow)
Lineage: Eukaryota; Metazoa; Chordata; Aves; Passeriformes; Passeridae
Gene: RNF170
Product: ring finger protein 170
Exons: 9
Coding region: 571-1089 (172 amino acids)
Molecular function (GO): ubiquitin protein ligase activity
Source: RefSeq, a predicted model, not a curated record